CGCCCGCUCUGCCCGCGACGGGGCGGUGCCAGCCGGGCUCAGGGCUGCGGCGCGGGAUGGCGGCGGCUCGGAGAGGGCGGGCGGCGGAUCCUCGUGCCGGCUUCAGGCGGGCGGCGGAGGAGCAGAGCCCCGCCGUGCCUCAGGGCCUGAUCCGGGCGGCCAGGAAGAGCGGGCAGCUCAACCUGGCGGGCCGCGGCCUCGGCGAGGUGCCCCAGCAUGUGUGGCGGAUCAACCUGGACACCCCGGAGGAAGCCCACCAGAACCUCUCCUUCGGUGCUGCAGACCGCUGGUGGGAGCAGACAGACCUCACCAAGCUGAUCCUGGCCUCCAACCAGCUGCAGUGCCUGUCUGAGGACGUCAGGCUGCUGCCCGCGCUCACCCAUCUCGAUGUUCAUGAUAAUCAGCUGACUUCCCUUCCUUCUGCUUUAGGACAAUUAGAAAAUCUUCAGAAGCUUGAUGUUAGCCACAACAAACUGAAGAGUAUCCCAGAGGAGCUGAUGCAGUUGUCCCAUUUGAAGAGCCUUCUUCUUCAACACAACGAGCUGAGCCACCUGCCGGAUGGAUUUGGGCAGCUUGUCAGUUUAGAAGAAUUGGAUCUGUCCAACAAUCAUCUUACAGACAUUCCAACAAGUUUUGCUUUGCUCAUUAACUUGGUGCGACUCAAUUUGGCCUCUAAUCAACUCAAGAGCCUGCCUGCAGAUAUCAGUGCAAUGAAACGCUUAAGACAACUGGAUUGUACUAAAAACUACCUGGAAACUGUACCUUCUGAAUUGGCAAGUAUGGCAUCUUUGGAACAGCUGUAUCUGAGAAAAAACAAAUUGCGUUCCUUGCCAGAAUUUCCUUCGUGCAAAUUACUGAAGGAAUUACAUGCUGGUGAAAAUCAGAUUGAAAUAUUAAAUGCAGAAAGUCUUAAGCAUCUGAAUUCCCUCUCAGUGCUGGAACUCCGAGACAACAAGAUAAAAUCAGUUCCUGACGAAAUUACUCUACUUCAGAAAUUGGAGCGACUCGACCUUGCCAACAAUGAUAUCAGUAGAUUGCCUUACACGUUGGGGAACCUUUCUCAGUUGAAAUUCCUGGCAUUAGAGGGAAAUCCUUUGAGAACCAUUCGAAGAGACCUUCUGCAAAAAGGCACCCAGGAACUUCUGAAAUACCUGAGAAGCAGAAUCCAAGAUGACGUAACCAGCCCAAGCGAAGAGCCUCCUGUGACAGCCAUGACUCUCCCAAGCGAGUCAAGGAUUAACAUGCAUGCCAUAACAACACUCAAAUUACUGGAAUAUAGUGAGAAGCAGGCAGCUGCGAUUCCUGAUGACAUGUUCAACGCGGUCGGAAGCAAUCCUGUCACCAGUGUCAACUUCAGCAAGAACCAGCUGACUGCCAUUCCUCCAAGGAUUGUGGAGCUGAAAGACUCAGUUUGCGAUGUCAGCUUGGGCUUCAAUAAAAUCUCUUCCGUUUCCUUGGAGCUCUGCACACUUCAUAAAUUGACACAUUUGGAUAUCAGAAAUAAUGUUUUGACAUCUUUACCUGAGGAAAUGGAGGCACUGACAAGACUACAAGUAAUAAAUCUAUCUUUUAAUAGACUUAAAGUAUUUCCCAGUGUCCUUUACCGCAUCCUCACGCUGGAGACCAUCCUGCUCAGUAACAAUCAGGUGGGGUCCAUAGACCCUCUGCAGCUCAAGAAGAUGGAGAAGCUUGGGACGCUGGACCUUCAGAAUAAUGACCUUCUCCAAGUGCCACCGGAGCUUGGAAACUGUGAAUCUCUGAGGACACUUCUUCUGGAAGGAAACCCAUUCCGUGCUCCCCGAGCAGCCAUUCUGGCCAAGGGAACAGCUGCAGUGCUGGAAUACCUCAGGAGCAGGAUCCCUACUUGACAGGCUGUUUCCCUGUAUGAUUCUGAAUUGAAAACAGAGUAUCAUCCUCUCUGAUGUGAUGUGAUUUCAUUCCUUCCUCCUUGUUUGUAAGCUGUUGGGCCAUAAAGCAUUUUUAAUACUAUUCUUAGUUUGCACGUUAUGAAAUUAUUCACCAACAAACUAUUUCCCACUCAAGGCUGCAUGUCUCAGGAGUGCAUUUCAAGGUAUCACAAUCUAUGUUUACACUUUUUGUAAGAAAGAAUGCAGUUGAAAGCUGUGUUUGGCAAUGGAGACAAUGCUUUUCUACAAUUAAGCUGUUUUUUUCUUUUUAAGAAUUGUAAACACCAAAGUAAUUGAGCAAAAGGGGGAAAUAAGCUUUUUGAUUUUUUGUAUGCCUGUUUUAUAAUCUCCUGUAGGGUCUUUGGUCUCUCUUCACCACUGCCUCAAACCAAUGGUUGCUGGUCUGUGCAUGGAGAAAUGCCUGAACCCUUGAACAACGUGAUGAAUACGGUGUGAAAUGUUCUGCAGACUGUGUGCAUGUCCCGUGUGAACGUGAGCAAAACGUGGCUGAUGUUGGUAGCUGCACUGAAACAAUAAAUGUUUGCUGUUGGAUAUAUGUUUUGUUUCUACAUCUUUAAGAAUGUGCUCUAACUGAAGUUUUUAGCCAACAUGAUUUAAAUGCACUUCAAGACUGUGAAAAUGAUCUCUGUUGAUAAGAGUAACGCAGCGUGGGCAUUAACAAUAUAAAGGGAAGAGUUACUUGAUGUUACCCUGUGACUGCUGCAUUGCUUCUCACAGGCCUCUGGACAUGGAAUGGAAGCAGGAUACCAUAUGGAUUUCCACUGCUGAGGUUUUUUGUUUGUUGGCCUUUUUAUACUGCACUGAGUGCUUCUGCUGUGGGUGCUGUGUAGGUGCUGCAGUUGGGGUCUCUGUGUAUGACCACUAAUUGCAAACCCUUCACAAAUUAAAAACAAAAAGCUUUAAACUAAAACUAAAAGACAUCUUUGUAUCUAGGAACAGAACGACACCUCAUUCUUCCAUUCUCAGUAGGAAAGCAAGCUGACACCAACUGGGUAUGCUGUGUGUUUUUUUUAUCAAGUAAAAGGUAUGGAAUGAAAGCAUUUUCAUUUCCUCCACCUCUUCUUGCUGUAACACAGAAAAAUGUCACAUGGCUCCAAGUUGAACUUUGCAGGUUUUGAAUGUGACCAGAAUUAACGUAAAAACACUCUUCCUUCUCCUCAGGGUCUUCAAGCUUAGCGAGCACCUUUCAGCAGGAGCGAUGGCGUCUGGUGCCCCUCACACACAGCAGCACGGCGCUGCGACCCAGUAGAAGGGAAGCAGGCCUGGCCCACAUGUCCAGGAGAACCUGGUGGCAGCAGCUCUGAAACACUACUGCAUUUGCUGGCAGAUCCAGCUGAAGCUGUAACGUACAUCGCUGAGGCUAGAGGUGGAGGGGAGCUCUGGAACAACACUUAAGAGAUGCAGAGUUUAAAUGAAAAUUCUGAAGGCAGAAGACCUGGGAGGAGAACGCUGAGGCAGGAGGGUGAGUACGGCACCAGAGCCCAUGGCCAAAAGGUAACAAGGCUGCAGAACAGCAAAUGCGUUCCUGGGCAGCUGGGCCCUGGGAUUUGGACACAUCUGAUCCCACGAGGUGCCACCAGCAGCACAGAGAAGGCCCCAACACUGACCACGAAUUCCUUAAGACUUGCUGCAGAAUGAUGGGCAGUGGACUUAAGGAUGGGGACGUGCCAGCUCACGGGGAGAGCUGCAGAUGGGCUCUGCAGAGCCUGAGCAGUUUGAGGGGACGUUCUGAAAUUACAUCUGUGUGACAGAAACGGAAAGCUGAAAAGCAGGGAACCACAGCUGUCUAAACUCACUGCUCGUCCACUUGGUGUGUUCACAUGGAAGCAACUGAAAGUGCCCACCAGAAGGAAGUGAGCCCAUCUCCGUGCCGGUUGGUUACACUAGGUCCGGGGCUGACCGUACCGCUAUCGAUAGCUCACCCUGUGCAGCGACAGUUUCACUCGUUAGUAUGGAGCCAGCUAUACACACUGCAUAUGUACAGGUAUUUUCAUAAGGCAUAUAAUAUCUUUGCAUUGAAAAUAAAUGAACAUUAGUAAAUUUCAUCCAAUA
Numida meleagris (helmeted guineafowl) is the source of this 3980-nucleotide messenger RNA. RefSeq names its product leucine rich repeat containing 40 (gene LRRC40). Bases 57 to 1868 code for a protein of 603 amino acids. The transcript is spliced from 20 exons. NCBI's taxonomy places the organism in Eukaryota, Metazoa, Chordata, Aves, Galliformes, Numididae. Gene Ontology annotation, molecular function: protein binding. The record is from RefSeq and is a predicted model, not a curated record.